Messenger RNA from Musca vetustissima, 589 nucleotides. It is a transcript of the gene Pmi, whose product is annotated as transmembrane protein 11 homolog, mitochondrial. NCBI's taxonomy places the organism in Eukaryota, Metazoa, Arthropoda, Insecta, Diptera, Muscidae. Gene Ontology annotation, cellular component: mitochondrial inner membrane. The coding region runs from base 34 to 561 and encodes 175 amino acids. The record is from RefSeq and is a predicted model, not a curated record. Gene Ontology annotation, biological process: inner mitochondrial membrane organization. The transcript is spliced from 3 exons.
CGCAGUAGAAUAAAUUUAACGACAGAGGUGAAAAUGGUUGCUGUUACCGACGAUGAAGGUACUAAAAAAGUACCCACCUUUCAUGUUAUCCGAGAGGUCUACGACAGUUCCAAUGCCCAUCAACGUUUCGAGGCUGAACUCGAUAAGGCCCUGGAGGCUAAAGUUGAUUAUAUUAUAAUUGAACCACCACGGUUGGGUGAUGAAACUGGCCGAUGGAUAUCUGUGGGUAAUUGUUUACACAAAACGGCUGUUGCGACCGGUUUGGCUUCAUUGCUGUCCUCAUUGAUAUGGCCCAGUCGUCCGGUAAUAGCCGGACCAAUAUGUGCAGUAUCGUUAUUUUGUUCCGGCUUGUAUACAGUGUCGUGGAAUUAUGAUCCCUGCUGCCAGUACCAGGUAGUUGAAAACGACGAAGAAGUUUUAAAUAAACUGCCCCUAGCUGAUGUCUCAUCUCCUGUGAUCUUGGGCUAUGAGCCCAAUACAAAAACCAAAUAUUUACAUCGUAGUGUUACCCUGCUGUCGGCUGCAUUUUGUGCUUGGCAAAUCUGGCGUUCUUAUAAGUAGUGUGAUCCUAGGUCUAAACACAAAAAAA